GGGCGGCGAAAGCUAGCGUGCUGAAGCCUAGAGGCGGGAGAGGGAGGAGAGUCCGUGCUGAACGGAGGGAGGCGCGCUCCUAGCGAACACCCACUCUCAUCCGACCCCGGUGGCUCGGCGCAGGGAGGCAGCAGCUGAGAUAGCACCAGGUCAGAGCCGCUGCAUCCCUCCCAGUCCGUCUCUCCCCGCCGACGCCAGGACCGCUGAGGAUGGAGGAUUCCCGGGAGACCUCGCCAUCCUCCAACAACUCCUCGGAAGAGCUCAGCUCUGCCCUGCAGCUGUCCAAGGGCAUGUCCAUCUUUCUCGACAUCCUGAGGAGAGCAGACAAAAAUGACGACGGGAAAUUGUCCUUUGAAGAAUUUAAAGCGUAUUUUUCAGAUGGAGUUCUCAGCGGAGCAGAACUGCACGAGCUCUUCCACACCAUUGACACACACAACACCAACAAUCUAGACACAGAAGAGCUAUGUGAAUAUUUUUCUCAGCACUUGGGUGAAUAUGAGAAUGUUCUGGCCGCACUUGAAGACCUGAAUCUCUCCAUCCUGAAGGCAAUGGGCAAAACAAAGAAAGACUACCAAGAAGCCUCCAGUUUGGAACAAUUUGUCACUCGAUUUUUGUUGAAAGAGACCUUGAAUCAGUUGCAGUCUCUCCAGAACUCUCUGGAAUGUGCCAUGGAAACUACUGAAGAGCAAACCCGUCAAGAAAGGCAAGGGCCAUCCAAGCCAGAAGUCCUGUCCAUUCAAUGGCCUGGAAAGCGAUCCAGCCGCCGAGUCCAGAGACACAACAGUUUCUCCCCCAACAGCCCGCAGUUCAAUGUCAGCAGUCCAGCAUUGUUAGAGGAAGACAACCAGUGGAUGACCCAGAUAAACAGACUCCAGAAAUUAAUUGACAGACUGGAAAAGAAGGAUCUGAAACUUGAACCCCUGGAAGAAGAAAUUAUCGAAGAGAACACUAAACCUCACAUCAUGCUUGUGCAGCGCCAGAUGUCUGUGACAGAAGAGGAUCUGGAAGAAUUCCAGCUCUCUCUGAAGCACUACGUGGAGAGUGCUUCAGCUCAAAGUGGGUGCCUGCGUAUCUCUAUACAGAAGCUUUCAAAUGAAUCUCGCUACAUGAUUUAUGAGUUCUGGGAGAAUAGCAAUGUGUGGAACCGCCACCUCCAGACGAAUUACAGCAAGACGUUCCAAAGAAGCAACGUGGAUUACCUGGAAACUCCGGAGCUCACAUCUACUAUGCUCGUCCCUGCUUCAUGGUGGACCCUGAACGACAAUUAGCCGCCCACACAACGUCGUCAGUGCGCCAAUUGCACGUGUUCUCAUCUAAAAUGUGAACUGUGAGCUUCUCUGUGGCUGUCAAUCAGCUGCACACUUUUGUUCAAAGUGUUGUUAGCAGACUCUCUAAUGUGCAUUCUGUAACUAAUUUCAGUUGUUAGUCUUGAUAUUUGAUGGGAAUUGACUUGCUACAUUGUAAUCAAUCAUUACAAAAAAAUCCAAAUAUAUGAAAAUGGCAUAUAAAAUAAUAAAACGUGAUACUCGUGGUAAAAAUGCUAAGUGAGAACUUCUAGAACAUCGUGUCAUGGGGCAGGGUUUGUAGACCGGCAUAUGCCCUACAGCACUGGUCCUCAACCUUCCGACUGCUGCGACCCUUUAACACUUUCCUCAGAUUGUGAUGACCCCAGCCAUAAAAUUAUUUCAUUGCUACUUCAUAACUGUAAUUUUGCUAUUGUUAUGAAUCAUAAUGUAAAUAUCUGAUAUGCAGAUAUCUGAUAUGCUACCCCCAAAGAGGUUGAAACCCACUGCUCUAAAGUAUUACAUCUGUGGUUUGUGACUUUUCAGUAACACAUUUUUUCUGUGAGAGGAACAUUCUUCUUCCAUAAAGUCCAUGUGGUCCUCCAACUAUUCGCUUUAAAAUUCCUUUAAUAUUAACAUAAAUGCAUAAAACAACCUAAGCUAUAGCCUGUAGAAGCUCAGUCUAUUUGUCAUGUUGUAAACUGAUAUUUUACAAGUGAACAAUCUAUAGUAACUUAGGGCAUUUAAUAUGUAAAAACAUUUAUUUGUAAGUAUUAUAAUUCUCAUAUAUAAGCUAAACAUUACUGAACAAAAAGAAAAGUUUUACUUUGGGGAAAUUAAAGUUUAGGUCAGAAGGCUUUCGUGUAUGAUCCAUAUAAAUAAAUAACUAUUCUUAUAAGAAUGAACACUUGAAUUUAAAUGAAGAUUUUUAAAUUCAGUACUUUAAAACUAAAACUUCAACUCAACUGAAUAAAAUAAUUUAAAACAAGCACAAAGUUUACAACUGAAUACACCUAUUUUGUAAACUUUCCUAAGGCAACUAAUAUAAACUAUGCAUCUUAUUUACUCUUCCCUAUAAGCUCUGGUUAUAGACUCUGCUACAAAAAUACACAUAGAACUGUUACCAUGUUAUGGUCUCAUAUAAAUGCCUAUGAAACCCUGGGUCUUAAGGGAAAAUACAUAUAAAAUAUUAUGGUAUUUUUAACAGUUGGAAAACCUAGGGAAAUAAAAAACAAAUGAAAAUUUCAUUCCAUAACUAUGAAAUUCCAUCUUAAAAUACUUUAUGGAAUAGUCUUGAACAUUCAGUCCUCAUAAAUCCAUGUGAAAUUUCAUAGUUGUUAGACACUAGCAACUUUUACACACACACGUACACACACACACACACACACACACAUACACACACGCACUGUAUUCAAACCUUAAGGUGGCAAGCACUAUGAAGCAAUGCCUGCCUCGGCUUUUUUGUUACAGGUUUGCAGAACAAGACAUUUCUGGAGUUAUCCCAUGACUGCUGAGACUUCCUGCCCAUUAUGUGGAAGUUAAGUGGGCAGCAGAGCCACACUGUGGUUUCAGUGAUCACACACAGUGACCACUGAAACCAAGGGGAAUGUAAAUAUACAUGCCUCUGGAAAACCCUGUGACAAAUGCUUUCAAAAUACAGACCACAACCAAUUGCAACGCUAUUUUAACCACUCACUUCAUAACUAACCCAAAAUUUCUAUCAAGUGUUUUGUAGAAUAGGUAGUUUUUCAAAGUAGCUGUUCGUCUACCUAGAAGAACAGUAGUCUAACUGAAUAAGGACUCUGCCCAGCAACAAAGUUUGAAGAAAGGCCCUCUGGUUACAAAUUUGAAGGAGGUUUGUAAAUAUAUUAAGCUAGAAUCAAAAGGACUUAAGGAAAAAAGCAAAUAACUAACUUGUUAAACUCUGCUAAUUUUAAUCUCAGCUAUUAUACAUAUAUGUUUUAAGUGUGUGUGCAUGUCGGUGUGUGUGUACACGUGUGUGGAUAUGUACGAAAAUACAUACACAUACUGAAUCCUCUGACAAAAAGGAAAACAAUAGGGGGCAACAGAACACACACAUGCACGCACACACAUAAACACACAACAAUAGUGAUAUUUAUUCAAUAUCUCAUUUUCAAACAAGCAAUAAGUUUAUGUUUCAUGAAAGUUUUUUCCUACUAAAAACAAUCCUUUCUCAGUGGAUUCAAGUAACAAGAACCUACUGAAAGGCUAAGCUGGGACAUCUACUGUGGAUUAAAUGUUAGAAUCUGGACAACAAGCAUCCCAAAGCAGCAAACCAGAGGCACAUUCAGGAAGAGAUAAAAUUUCUGAUGAACAGUGGCAUUGAAUGACUUUCCUGUGAUCACAAGACACAAAUGAAUAGAAAUAGUGAACUUAUAUUUACUUACCUUUCUGUCUGCAGUAUUUCUGAUACAUUCCCUGCAAUUUACUGCAUUAAAUGCCUAGGAAUUAAAAGCUUAAACCUCCAAAUUCUUUAUGAUGAGGAAUGACAGAAUUGAAACUUGAUAUGCCUCAAUUAUUUGCAGCCUGAAUUUUCCUCAUUUGGAGACAGUUUCAUUUCCCCACUGCUUGACUCUCAGUCAUACAGUCUGAUGAACUUUAAGCAUCAGCUACUUUUCAACUUCUGUUUCAUUAAGUACCUUUUCAAACUGUUCACCUCUGCUAGUAAGAUUAAGUUAGUAAGACCAGAUUAGGAACCCAGUGAAUUGAUCCUGUUUCUGAAAGUCUCCUCUACCCCUGCAUUGACUACUAUGCUUUGAACACCAGAAUCAUUCUGGGCUCUGCAACUUCACAAUGACCUGAUCAAGUGUUGAUAUACAAUCAUUGGGGAAAAGACCACGUGACUGACGUAAGGGCAACAAAAAUUCUGUACCAUAUAUACAUCGUAGCAAAUACUUUAUAUUUGAGAAUCUUUACAGCUUACAUUUCCAUUCCAUUAUUACAAGUGGUGAAAAACAAGAAUUGCAAGUAGCAUGCAAAUUAUAAUACAGUCUUCCCACUUCGCCAACAACAUCCCCACUUUUGAGUGUUACUUCCCAAUUUUUGCAGGAACUGCCUGCAAAGCUGAAACUGAUUAGAAAAAUUCUUUAUAUUUUAAAAUAUCUUUUUCUCCUUUUAUGAGAAGCCAAAUAGCCAACCAUCAAAAGUAAAAAUAAAUUGAAUCGUCACAGUCCAUUAGUUAUUGUUACUAGGUCCACUUCAUUUGCAGGUGUCCAAAAUAUAAAAUGAAUAAUUCUUUAUCUUCAAAUUCAUCUGUUCUUAAAAUGCUACUUAAAACUUUGGUUGUUUUC
Messenger RNA from Arvicanthis niloticus (Nile rat), 4594 nucleotides. The record is from RefSeq and is a predicted model, not a curated record. Lineage: Eukaryota; Metazoa; Chordata; Mammalia; Rodentia; Muridae.